AUGAGCAAUCUCAGUAUUGCCAGCACAUCUACAGAGUCUAUUGGAGGUGGAGUAGCAGGUGGAGACUCAUCAUUAUAUUCAACAAGUGCUCCAGUGACUCAUUCUUCAAUAGUAUUCCAUCCUACACCUUCAACUGUUACAAUAGUACCUCAACAACAACAACAACCUGGUAGUUCACCGAUACAGUCUCGAUCGACAUCGACUUCAAACGCAUCAUCACAUCCAGUUUCACAGACGACGCCAAUGAUACCAAUCACAUUACCCAACCUGGCGCUCCAGACCAACUUCACGGCCGACAUGAGUCACGACGUUGAGAUGGAGUUUGCCCUACAGAACAAGAAGACGAUGAAGCGUGUUCUCAAGAUAUCCAAACAUUGGACAGAUGCCAUGAAGGCAUAUUGCCAGAACUGCCAUCUAUUUUCCGAAGAGUUACUUAAACAAUCUGAUCAGAUGGUCGAGUUUGCACAGCCAAGAGAGAAGAACAUUGGAGAGAACUUGGUGUACUUUGGCAAUACACUACGCGCUGUCAACAGUGUACACGAUCAAAUGCUCAAUGAGAUACAGGAUGUAUUCUCUACACCAUUGGCCAACUUUGUAGAUUAUGACUUUGCCGAGGUGGUAGAAUCACACAAGAAGAUGGGCAAGCUCAAGGAGGAGUAUGAGGGUACACUUGGCAAGAUAUCAACUGCGAUCAAAAAGUCCAAACAGGGCAUUGACGAGUCAAAGCUGUCUGGCUACGAACAGGAGUUGGAGAAGCAGAGAGAGGUGCUCCAGCAGCAGAACCAAGAUCUGGAGGCCAAGCUCAACGACCUUUCAUUCAAGAACGAGACCAAGUAUCUCAGGUCACUGCUACUGUUUGUCAACUCACAGUACCUGUUCUUCAACCGUGGCGCCAAGCUCUUCUCCAAUCUCAAGCCACGUAUCGAGGAGUUGGAGCGCCACCUCGAGGAGAUCUCGCCGCCCAAGGUGGUCGAGGGUCAUCUUCUCAAGAAGAGCAAACAAGUCAUGGGUGGCUGGAACAAGUGCUGGUACGUCCUGAAGGAUGGAAUGUUAUAUUGUUACAAAGGAAAGAAGGAAUUCCAUCCAGAGAAUGCAUUGAAUAUAUUGUUGUGCUCAGUUCGACUGCCACAACAGCUACAGCAACUGCCGACGACGGCGCCACCAACACAACAGGGCUCUUCGAAGCAGGAGAAGCAGGAGCAGCAGGACUAUCGAUUCGAAAUAUUGCAUCCAAGAAAGAAGCAACCAAUCGUGCUGCAGGCUGAGAGCGAUGAGGAGCGUGACAGAUGGGUGGCCGCAAUCCAGGAGGCUAUCUCCAACUCGCUCAACAGCCAGUCGCUGUCUGGUGGUGCGCUUGGUGGUGGCCGGCCCUCAAUAGCUGGCUCAAGCAGCACAGGCCGUUUGUCGGCCACAGGUAUGCCAACAUCAGGUGAUGAGGUCAAUCAGCAGGUGAUGCGCAUCAUACUCAAGGCCAACGGCAACAAUGUCUGCGCCGACUGCUCAAGCGUCGACCCCGACUGGGCAUCCAUCAACCUGGGCGUCAUCAUCUGCAAGGUGUGCAGCGGCGUCCAUCGCAGUCUGGGCACCCACAUAUCAAAGGUGCGCUCGCUGACGCUGGACAAGUGGUCGCCAGAGAGCAUCCAUUACAUGCGCGAGGUUGGCAACAACAAGUUCAACAUACUUUACGAGCACCAGCUGUCGGGCCAGACCAAGCCCACGGACAAGUCAGAUCGCAUGACCAAGGAGGCGUAUAUCCGCGCCAAGUACAAGACCAAGGAGUUCCUGAUCAAGUCGGCGCUGACGCAGGAGGAGCUCAACAAGACAUUCUACGAGCUGACGUCUUCAGACAGCGGCAUCCGCGACGCCACACGAUAUCUCAAACUCAUUGGACAGGGUGCAGACAUCAACCACGUCGACCAGUAUGGUCGCGCCGCCCUACAUCAGGUGAUUUGGAAGGCGGACGACGUCAUCAUCCCCGAGCUGCUAUUACAGAACGGCGCAUAUAUCACAUCCACCGACUCACGUGGCUGGUCGCCCAUGCACUAUGCCGCCUUCUUCAACCGACCUCGUUGUGCAUCUCUGUUGAUGAAGCGAGGCUACGAGACGAUCAAGUCAAAGUGUGUUGACAACCUUGGACGAACUCCACUGGACCUCGCAAUCAUGAACAAGUCAAAGGAAGUAGAGCAGAUACUACGUGGCGAGGAGCUGGAGCUCGGCCUGACGUUCGACACGAUAGAGGCAGGUGACGUGCAGAAGUAUGAGGCCACGGCGCCACUGAGUAGCGAGUUCCCAUCCGGAAGCUCACCAACACAGCCACCACGCUACGAGUACAAUGAGUACGAUGAGGAGAAAUACCUAGUGGACAACGAGAUCGACUUGAAUUGGAGUGAGAGCGAGCGCGACAGCGUGGGCAGGGCCAGCUUUAGCGGAGCUGAGGGCAAUCCCGACCUGCCCCAUCAGCUCAACUCAUCGUUCAACAGCAACACGAGCUCAAGUGGGAUGACCACCACCACUACAACCAAGCUCGAUGCCGCACAAAAGAAUGAUUCGGCCAACAACCCAGCGACAGGUGACAACAACAGCGAUCCAAAGCUCAACAGACCCAAGUCAAAGAGGCGGCCGUCCUUGCUUGGCCGCGGCAGGAACACGCUGCGACUCAUGAAGAACAAACUCGGUGCUGGCAAGAACACAGACGCAGCAUUCAACGAGCAGCUGGAGCAGCAGCUACAGACCAAUGACAAUACAUCAGAUGAUGAAGUCGACGACGACAAUGAGCUUAGCUCGCCCCCCGCGGACACGAUGUCCGUCGUCGACACUGUACAUAAUAAUACCAAGGAGCAGCCUGCUGAGCAACCGACGUCUGCAGCCGAACAAUCUACAUCCACCAAAGAUGCAGUUGCUGCCAACGUAGUCUCAGCCAACCAACUGAACAACGACGAGAAGGCAUCCAAGCCACCGACAACUUCACCGUCAACAUCUCUCUCCAAGAAGAUAUUCAACAAGUUCAAGGGCAUCGGAGGUGGGCGCAAGAGCAAGGAGGACGCUGGCGAGCACGCCAACGAUAUCUCAGACACGGCGUCCACGACCAGUGUCGACUCCAAGUCGGACAAUGUAGUUAUAAAGAAGAAGUAA
Acytostelium subglobosum LB1 is the source of this 3132-nucleotide messenger RNA. RefSeq lists its product as hypothetical. Bases 1 to 3132 code for a protein of 1043 amino acids. The transcript has 5 exons. The record is from RefSeq and is a predicted model, not a curated record. NCBI's taxonomy places the organism in Eukaryota, Evosea, Eumycetozoa, Acytosteliales, Acytosteliaceae. Gene Ontology annotation, molecular function: protein binding; GTPase activator activity. Gene Ontology annotation, cellular component: cytoplasm.